AUGAGCAGCUCCAAAUUCGGUAUUGUCUUGGAGAAACUUUCGAUGCUACUUAUAUUUGAUAUUAGAGAAUAUUCAGACCCGAUUGUGAUACAUCAAACAAACAACGAAGGAAUUGAAGAUUUCCAAUGGAUCCCGCCAACGGAGAAGGAUACAGAGGAUAAAGAUGAUGAACCCGGUGCAUAUACGAACUGUAAGCAGUUGUUGAUUUUUACCAAGCAUAAUCUCCAAGUAAAGCUAUUUUCGCUUGAUUGCACGCAAAUGUUGUGGAAAAUAGAUAAGCCUAUAUCAAAUGAGAUUCUAAUUAGGCCGGGUCUGAAAAAUACAAUAUGGUCAUUGGUGGUGAACUCGGAGCUUCCAAUAACAUCAGAUGCUGCUCCAGUAAUUUGCCAUUUCUAUAACGAGGGAUCCAUAAGCAAUUUGUUGUACAAGUUCAAGUUUUCUACUAAUACUUCGCAUACUAUGGUUAACUGGUCGGAUUCUGGGAAAUGGCUUUGUAAUUUGAAUUCCGUUGAUUCUCUUUUCGGUUUCGAUUUGCAAAUUUAUAAUUCUCUCGGUGUUUACAGAAAACCAUUCAAUCAAGUCUCAGACUUUCCUAUUGGUGAUCCCAUUAUAAAUUUGAAUAAUUUAAAUAAGGGUAUCGUCGACCAUCCACAAGACAAUUCAUUAAUAUCAUACGGUUCACUGGAAUAUCUUUCGCAAUGGAUACAAAUUGCACCCAACAAUGCUGAAUACCUAUUAAUUGCAAGCACCAAACACACUGACGACUCAUGUAAGGUGGAGCUAAUUCUUGUCUCUAUCAAAUCAUUCGGAAUUAUAAACAGGUCACUAAUUCCUGAUGCUCCUGUUUACAAUGUCUGGAAGCAGUUUCGUGAUCCUUCUACUCGUACCAUACGGUACCGAAAAACAUUGAACACGGCAUUGAUAUUAAAGAGCAGCUGUAGACUCAAAACUUUUCUAGUCGAAAAUACUAAAAUUGCUAACUGGGCAUGUUUACAAGUCGAAGGUAUAAUUCUUUUGUACAAAAUAUUCGUCGAAGAUGGGUCGUCGGUUGAUAGAAACGCUACGUACAAUUUGGAAGCAGCUGUUCAUGUCACAUCAAAGAUCUUAUCAUUAAGGCUAUUUAAGACUGAGAACGAAGACGUCAAAUUCCUAAUCACGACAGAGGAUCAUAUAGCUACGUACGAUUUUUCAAAACAAUCGCUCGAAGUUUUAUAUACUAGUUCGACACCCACAAGAAUCAGAGAAGUCUUCGUGUUUCAGAAAAAUAAAGCAACAGAAUUAAUGGUCAUCAAUGACAGUAUCGAGCACAUCAACUGGCAAAUAAUUCUGUAUGCUAAUAAAACCGAAGACGUAGCACAGACAAACGACGACGACUCCAAUUUCUCCCUUAUGAAGAAAUUCCAAUACCACGAGGACAACUCCAAAGUGGUAGGGCUUAUGAAAGAUGUCCAACACUCGGAAUGGGGCCAAGGUCUGAGGAUAAAGCGCAAUCGUUUCAACUACAAUCGACCAAGUCUCACGGAAAACACCGACGAUGUAACCGACACUUUCAAUCUACAAAAAAGGCCAAAGCGUUAA
Molecule: messenger RNA, 1578 nt
Organism: Debaryomyces fabryi
Lineage: Eukaryota; Fungi; Ascomycota; Pichiomycetes; Serinales; Debaryomycetaceae
Exons: 1
Coding region: 1-1578 (525 amino acids)
Source: RefSeq, a predicted model, not a curated record